Dibothriocephalus latus is the source of this 1149-nucleotide messenger RNA. The record is from the annotation of a GenBank genome assembly. NCBI's taxonomy places the organism in Eukaryota, Metazoa, Platyhelminthes, Cestoda, Diphyllobothriidea, Diphyllobothriidae.
AUGGCCGAGGAUGCUUCCGUGAAUUCGCCCGAGGAAUCCAAGCGCCCUCUCGGGGAUUCCGACUCGAUUGAUAACCUAGAUGAGAGUCCAACUCCUAAAAAGCUCAAACUUACUCCAGCUACCUCAAACAUAUCUUGUUCGAUCCCUUCUCUUUCAAUGUCAGAUAUAUCGUCGACCAUCCCGGACAACUUAAGAAGUCAAGCCAGUCUACUUUUAAAAUGUCACCUGUUUCCAACUGGUAUACCUGAUGUGUGGCCCUCUAUUCUCAUAAAUGGCCCGCCUUUCUGUGGAAAAACCACUUUGGUGAAAGCCAUAGCAGGGGUUUGUCAUUCGGUGGUUUAUCUUCUAUUUCAGACCUUACAUGUGAACUUUAUCUCUGUAUCUGUCGGAAUGCUGACACCCACUAUGAGAACCUGGAAAGAAAUAUUUAAUCAGGCGAAGGCUAACUCGCCGUGUCUUCUUCAUAUCGAUGACAUUGAAAGCAUGGAGAAACAGUCCGCCCCUUCCGGAACCUUUCGGCUGACUUGCUUAUUCAAAAGUCAACUACUCCCCGAUUGUAUUGGAUCGGGGGUUGUCGUUGUUGGUGAAACCCGCAACCUCCUUGCAAGUCUUGCUCAACCUGUUACGGAUCUUUUCACACACCGGCUCACCUUCGGUAUGAUGGAAGAAAAAUGUCGUCUCAGUUCAAAACAGGAUGUUUCCCUCACAUUGGAUGAAGGGCUCACCUUAGCUGAAAUUGCUCAUCGUACUCCUGGGUAUGAAGCUGGUGAUCUCGUCCGCCUUAUUCUCCAGUUGCGCAUAGCACUCCUGUCUGCAGCAGAUAAUAAGGACGCCGACAAUUCCGAGGAAAAAUUGAAUACCUUGGUAACGCGCGAUGUGUUGGAAUCUGCCCUCAGUCAAGUCGUUCCAGCUGCAAAGAACACGUCAGAGUUUGUCACUAUCCCUGAGGUGACCUGGUCGGACGUGGGCGGUUUGGAGGAAACGAAAACACAUCUCUAUAACCGGUUUAUGCUUCUUGUGGACGACUGGGAACGCGCUCAAACUCUUCGUCGUCGUUCUGGUGGUGUUCUUCUUGAGGGACCGCCGGGUUGUGGCAAAACAUUGAUCGCCAAAGCCUUAUCAAACACUGCUGGCCUUAACUUCCUCUCC